Molecule: messenger RNA, 1372 nt
Organism: Ceutorhynchus assimilis (cabbage seed weevil)
Lineage: Eukaryota; Metazoa; Arthropoda; Insecta; Coleoptera; Curculionidae
Source: the annotation of a GenBank genome assembly
UAAAAUGGCCGACGGUAUAACUGACGUUGUUUUGUUGUCGGAGCUAAAAAAGCUCAAAAAAGAUGAAUUAGUUGAAUUAGUUGUGUAUCAAAAGUUACCAUCAAAUUACGGGUCUAAUGAAGUGCUAGUUGAAAUCAAAAGAAAGCUUACGACAGCGUUUUCUUCGCGUGAAAAUGUGUUUUUCCACAGUGAUAGCGAGUUUGAGGUUAGUUCUGUACCUGAUGUUUCCUGUGCUAAACAACUGUGUUUCCAAAGGAAAAUGGAAUUGCAAUAUAGCAAAUCGAAGGUUAGUGAUCUAGAAAACCUUAAGAGACACCUUGAAGAUAGAAUUUUGGAACAAAAACAAUUUAUUUCAUUAUUACAAGAAAAUAAUAAUAAUAAAAAGCAUCCUAAGGACACCGCAGCGUCAUCUUGUAGCAACACCGCCACAUCAGUCGAACCUCGUAAACAUGUUGGUUCGGUUGCACAAAAUCCGAACUCGAUCGAAUCGACAUCUACUGAUAAUGAGUGGCAAUAUCCUAAACGAUAUGGACGUGGCUCAAGAAAUCGCCCGAACAACAGUGAACAACUAGGCGGCGGACAAGUUGCCAGAACCGGGGCGGUCAGCAGUGUACACUGCAGGAAACAGAAUAUAUCUGCUGGUCAAGUUGGCAACGCUGUCAAUAAUGCGCUCGCACAAAAUAUGAUGAACCAAUGCAUUAAUCUGAGCGAUUCAAAUAGCUCCCCGCUAUACCGUACCCCGCAACAUCGGCGUCGCAAGCCAAUAAUAGGCACUAAUACUACCACUGGACUUCAAGCUGUACAAAAACUUGGCUAUUUACAUAUAUAUAGAUUGCACUUAAGUACAACUGCUAGUGGGUUAACUAACUUACUAAAAACGACUGCGCCUGACAUUAAGUUUGACAUUAAAGUGCAUAACAAAACCAUGAAUAGCGUAUCUUUUUUGGCGUCAUUUCCAUUAGAACAUGUAGGAAAAGUAUACGAACCUACAAUAUGGCCAGCUGGAGCAUGCAUCGCUAGAUAUCGCUUUCCGAGAACCAGUAAUGGGAGUGAAACAGGAAAUUUUCCCAAUCGUGCCUUUCAACAGCCGAACUAACGGAAUCCUGUGACAAAGCAAUUAAUAUUGCUGAUAAACUUAUUAUUUGUCAUUUAAAUGUAAGAAGCUUGAAGAAAAAAACUCUGAAACUAGAAAACUUACUCGACUCUGUCGACCAACCACAUGCAGUCUGCGUGUCAGAGACUUGGUGUAAUUCAAGCGAAUCAGAAGAAAAUAAUGAAGAAAUUAACUUACUCUGUAUUCAAAACUAUAUUUUAGCGUCUCAUUUUUCACGCAUUGAUGCAAAUGGCGGAGGUGUUGCAAUUUUUAUAAGAA